Messenger RNA from Diaporthe amygdali, 2163 nucleotides. RefSeq lists its product as uncharacterized. The transcript is spliced from 6 exons. Bases 1 to 2163 code for a protein of 720 amino acids. Lineage: Eukaryota; Fungi; Ascomycota; Sordariomycetes; Diaporthales; Diaporthaceae. The record is from RefSeq and is a predicted model, not a curated record.
AUGAAGUGUUCAUUAGAGAUCGGCGCUGUGAUAGUACUCCAGCUGGGUCUCCUGCCCUGUGGAGUCAGCGCGUUCUGGAGAAUGGGUUGUUCUACAAUCAUGAAUGCUCGCAUCGACCCUAUAGUCAAUCCUGGAGGGCUAAGUUCUCACAGCCACACAAUUGUUGGUGCAAGCAACAUUGGCAUCGACAGCUCCUACGAGAGUUUGAUAAAUAGCGCCUGCACCUCUUGCGAAAUUCAAGCGGACAAGUCAGCUUACUGGGCUCCCAUAUUAUAUUACCAAUAUGCCGAUGGUUCCUUCCACGAUGUUCACCAGUCUGGAUCUGUUGUCUACUAUCUUGGUCGCGGCCCAAAUGUUGGAAAGACUAUUCCUUUCCCUGAAGGGUUCAAAAUGAUUAGUGGCACUACUUCAGCUAGGAGCUUGGAUACCAACACCUAUACCUGGGGUGACAAGAGCAAUCCACCACGUCUUGUCGCCGAGGCCAUCAGUUUCGCCUGCUUAGGAGCCAACAGAGCCUUACCAGAAGAGAAUGGCCUAAAUAACACUUCCUGGACACCAUUCGACUGUAUCAAUGGCCUCCGGGCUCAAAUCCAUUUUCCAACAUGUUGGAACGGCGUCGACCUUUACAAAGUUGAUGGCUCACAUGUUACUCAUAUGAACCAAAUCGACAAUGGAGUGUGUCCCGAGAGCCACCCUCACCAAUUGCCCCACAUCUUCCUAGAGACCCUAUAUAGUGUCGACUCAAUACCGGGAGACAUAACAAAUGGUCGAUUCGUUUUUUCCAACGGCGAUUCAACAGGAUAUGGUUAUCACGGUGAUUUUAUCAACGGUUGGAACUCAACAGUGCAAGCACUUGCGAUGGCGAAUUGUCUAGCAACGGAUAAUUCGGGCCUCAUUAGUUCCUGCCCAUACCUACAGGAAAGCGAUACAGACGGCUACAGUAGCAAUUGCCCACUGAGGAAGUCCCCUGUCAACGAGACCGUCUUGGGCUUGUUAGCGAAACUUCCUGGAUGCAAUAGGGUUACAGAAGGCCCCUUAAAUGCGAAACCCGGGGAUUCGACCUGCCCUUCGUCUGUGACCCCGCCUUAUAUAACUCCCACGGUGAACUCGGUGGCCCAGUACACAGUUCGGCCAUCAAUUGGUACUUUCUACCCACCCGGCUCGCAGCAAGAAUACCUCGGAUGUUUCAACGAUACGACUGGUGGUCGGCGGGCCCUCGACGGCAAACGCACCUCCAUGGGGGCCAUGGACGUCUCGACAUGUCAAGCGUACUGCAAUACGCUUGGGUAUAGACUAUCCGGUGUCGAGUACAGCACCGAGUGCUAUUGUGACAAUAUGAUUUCCAACUCCGCGAACACUAAUCACCUCAUUGCUGGAUUUGAUCAGUGUACUUGGCUCUGCAGCGCAACGAUCGCGAGAGACAACGGCACUCAGGAAGUUUGUGGUGGCUAUGCUUUCAUCUCCAUCUACAAUAACACAGAUCCUUUGUUUGGCCAGGCAUCAUCGCAGCCAUACCCAAACAGUUAUAUCGGCUGCGCCUCCGACACAUCCUCUUCACGCUCACUGCAAGGAGCUUCCACCUCUGCUUCAGGUAUGACUGUCGAUGCGUGUGCUGCCUUUGCCCAGACAGGCAACAGUGGCGCGGGCUACAAAUACUUCGGAGUGGAAUUCGGUUCUGAAUGUUUUGUUGGGAACACACUCAUGCCAUCCAGCAAGAUAUUGUCUGAAACUUCGAACCCUCCAAGCACGUCAUGCAAUAUGCAGUGCUCGGGAAAAGAUUCCCAGAUAUGUGGAGGCGCUGGUUUGCUCUCGCUGUACUACAAUCCCAAUUACACAGCAAACUCGGCAUUUAGCCCAAACAUCGGCAGCUAUCAAGCCAUUGGUUGUUUGACGGAUUCCCAAUCCAGUAAAGGCCUACGCUCUUUAGCUGCCGCCUCGUCUUACUCGGAUGACAUGACAGAAGACAAAUGCGUAGCGUUUUGCCACAUGAAAGGCUAUCGAUAUGCUGGUCUGGAGUACUCCACACAAUGUUACUGUGACAACGAGAUCGUGAAUCAGGGCGAAUUGGUGAACUGUAGCAACUACGAGUUGAUGGCUUGCCGUGGAAAUCCCAAGCAAUUUUGCGGUGGUUCAAAUGUCAUGAAUCUCUUUCAAUCUAAUUAA